AUGUCUAUGAGUUAUAACAACUUUAAAGCACAUGAGUUACCAGUUCUGUUAGACAACAAAGCAGACAAAACUUAUGUUAAUGAACAGAUCUCAAAGAUCUCUAAUGCAUCUGUAAACAAUGGAAUACCUGAAAGCAUUACAGUUAGCUUUGGUAAUAAUGAUAUGGGUAAAGUUGCAAUAUUUAUAAAUUAUAACAUUGGUCCAUCAGAAAAAGGUCCAAGUUACUAUACAUUGAGUCAUGGUAAAUCUAUUGAACUUGUGUUCCACAAAAAAGAUGGAACAAACUUAACUAUUCAUCCUGGAGAUACGUUUGAGUUUUAUUUGAACGAUGUCACCACAGUAGAUUAUACUUAUAGACCUUCUAACAUGUUUGACAUGAUGUAUCCAAUUGGUUCUAUAUUUACAUCAAUGAGCUCAACAAGCCCGCAAACCCUUUAUGGAGGUGUUUGGCAACCGAUUGUUGAUCAGUUUCUUUACUGUUCUAACUCAUCAAUGGACUUUGGUGGUUCAAAGACUAUCAGAGUUGAAAACCUUCCACCACACUCCCAUAGGUUCAGUGCAACAACAUCUACUAAUGGAGAGCAUUCACAUUCAAUGACAAAAAGAGGUUAUACAAAUCUUGCAGCAGGUUCUGAUAGACAAGGUAUGAAUAGAUAUGAUAUCACAGAUGACCCUAGAGAUGUUAGUACAGGUAUUUUCUGCGGAUCUGCAGGAAACCAUACUCACACAGUAGCUGGAAUCACAGAUGCAACAGGAAAAGGUCAAGACUUCUUACCACCAUUUAUGACUGUAUUCGCUUGGUUCAGAGCUGCUUAA
Messenger RNA from Trichomonas vaginalis G3, 816 nucleotides. Its product is annotated as ATP binding. NCBI's taxonomy places the organism in Eukaryota, Parabasalia, Trichomonadida, Trichomonadidae. Bases 1 to 816 code for a protein of 271 amino acids. The record is from RefSeq and is a predicted model, not a curated record. The transcript has a single exon.